This is a messenger RNA of Ilex paraguariensis (yerba mate), 347 nucleotides long. Lineage: Eukaryota; Viridiplantae; Streptophyta; Magnoliopsida; Aquifoliales; Aquifoliaceae. The record is from the annotation of a GenBank genome assembly.
AUCUUUGUGAAUCUAAUGACCUGUCCAAUCGACAUUCCCAACCCAAUGAGAUGUUUGAUAGGAUGUUUUCUGUGGAAGUACGUGUGGGUGACAAUCAUGAAUUAGGCAACACGAACGAACGCUCCCACACUUCUUCCAAGGCCGUGUUUGUCAAGUCUGUCACCAACCCAUCACCCCGACAAGUUGGCACGUGCUCAAAAAUGUUUAAGAAUGGUAAUGGUGGGCAUUCAAAGAAGAAUGUUGCUAAUGAAACUGAAAUCCCUAGUGCGUCCCUAACAAGGAUUGUUGGGGGUUUCCCCCAAUCGCUCGAGGCUGAGAUGAACCGUGCGGCAAAAAGGUUCAAGUGA